AUGGCAUGUGAAGGAUUAGCAAUACUGCCAUUCAUUCUUGCGAUCUGGACAAUUUCAGGUCUCGUCACUAGUUUAGUGAUAUAUGAGGUUUUACACCAAGACCCUAAGCAUAUUCUGCCGACAAUAAGCUAUCUCGGUAAUUUCAAACCACAGAUCAUUAUCCAUGCUGUGGUUAUUACCAUUUCCACCAUAUUGGGAAUAGUGACAGCGGGAGCAAUAUACAGAUUCAUGCAGCUGAAAAGCCAAAUGAGCGAUUUUAAUAUAUCACCAUGCUGUGCAAAGGCUUCCUUCAUCACCGGGUGUUUAUGGUGCAUUGGGUUUGAAAUUGCUGGCAUUGUACCGUCAAAUCAAUACGGACUCGUACAUGCUAUUGGAGGAGGAGGUGCAUAUCUGUUUGGGGAGAUCUACAUAAUAUCUCUGGCAGUAAUCACCUACAGAGCUAGUCCUCGAUGGAACAGCAAAACCGUGUGUAACAUCAGAAUUGGACUGGCUUCGAUUACACUGAUUUUCUUGCUGCCUUUUGCUGUGUGCACGAUCCAUCUUCAGGUGAAAGGCUAUGGUAACCCAACAAUUUAUUUCAUCACAGCAUUAUUUGAGUGGCUGUCCACAUUUGGAUUGUUGGGCUUCAUGCUGACUUUCUUUCCAGAGUUUCAGCAAUUAACGUUCAGAAGGCCAGACAACUGGAAGGAGAACUGGAUUGUCUUGAGACAGAAAAUCCAAGACCCGGAAGACCUUCCAUAAAGAUAACAUCGACGUGACAUGACGCUAAACAUUGCCGAAGUUGGUACCGCAAGAUCCAUUUGGCAUUACAUUAAGUUUCAACUGCCCUGACUGCCUGAGUCCUGGGGCAAUUUCUGAACCAUCGCAUCCUGCUCCUGGGAACACUAGGGAAGAACAGAGAGUGAGCAUUGUUCAACAGCUGUCUAAGACUAUCCAGAGGCGUUUCU
Messenger RNA from Pelobates fuscus (common spadefoot toad), 947 nucleotides. RefSeq names its product DNA damage-regulated autophagy modulator protein 1-like. The record is from RefSeq and is a predicted model, not a curated record. Gene Ontology annotation, biological process: regulation of autophagy. The coding region runs from base 1 to 741 and encodes 246 amino acids. Gene Ontology annotation, cellular component: lysosome. NCBI's taxonomy places the organism in Eukaryota, Metazoa, Chordata, Amphibia, Anura, Pelobatidae. The transcript has 8 exons.